GGCUUAACUAUCGGAUAUAUCCGGCAUAUUCAUUUUUAUCAAGGAAUCCCCCAAAUAGCUAGCUGCUUCGGUGGUGUUUGCCUGUAAGCGGAACUCGAGACCUUCUUGUCUUGUCCGGAAAGAGCCAAGCAGUCUCGUGGCUCGGUUUUGUUUUCAGAUCAAUCGAUUUCCUCAUUAAUUUUGUUUUGUUGAAUCAUGGCGGCUACCAAUGUCAUUCGGCGAGAUGAGAGCCUUCUUUUGUCGUCGUCCCCUAUUGAUCCCCAUAGAGGUGCAGGAGAUACUAGGACUUGUGUUUCUCGUGCCCUCUCGCUUGAGAAGAAAAUUGAGGCCCUCGAGAGCCUGACGGGACAAGUUAGUAACCGGCGAUCUCGGAGGUGGCUAAAUGAUCGUAUUCUGAUGGAACUUGUUCCUCGUUUAGAUGCUGAAGAAAUCAGAGGCUUGUUUGCCCCACCACCAUGGGGUGAUGAUCACCCACCCUCUGCCUUUUCUUUGACUAAUGUUGGAGAAUGGGACAAAUUUAGAAACAUAGACAUGGACAAGGAGGCCAAUAUCAUGGAAUCUUUGAGCCGGUCAUCUGUAAGGCAGAAAGGUCGUGUGGAUGCUGAUAAAACCGCUGUCUUAAAUGCUUGGCGAAGAAUAGAUUGUAGAACAAGAGAGGCUCUUCGACGUAGCUUUUUACCAGAACUAAUCCAAGGAUAUGAGCAAUGCAUAAGUCACUUCAUCAAAGAUGGCGGUGAAGGAGAUGUUCUUGAGCUCAAGGUUCAAGAUCCAUUCCAUAGAUUGCUUCUGCACGGUGUUUGUGAGUACCACAAUUUAGUGUCUACAACUGCAACAGAACAAUUAGGAAGGAAAGCAACGAAAACAACGAGGAUCAAAUGGAAGAACAUUGACGAUUCAGGAGAGAAACCAAGCAUCAGUCUUGCGCAUUUCCUGAGGAUGUCAAAGGAAGGAGCUUGGUAACAUCACACAUACACUCCUUCCUUUGUAGCUGUAAUGUUUUCAUUACGAGUGAAUAAAAAAAAAGCUGCAAUUGGCCUCCUUUAGUCAGUUAAAAGGGCUCUUUAUGCAGCGAAAGGACUCUCUUUGCAUCUCUUCCUCUACUCUGGUCUUGUAAGCUUGUAUAAUUAUUGUAUUCUCUCAAUCUGUUACGCAAAAAUUGAAACCCUUUUUAUUGGAUGAUCAUAAUACUUCUCAAAAAUCGAAAUUCUUGAUCAA
This is a messenger RNA of Eutrema salsugineum, 1215 nucleotides long. Its product is annotated as R3H domain-containing protein 4. Gene Ontology annotation, molecular function: nucleic acid binding. NCBI's taxonomy places the organism in Eukaryota, Viridiplantae, Streptophyta, Magnoliopsida, Brassicales, Brassicaceae. The transcript has 7 exons. Bases 196 to 960 code for a protein of 254 amino acids. The record is from RefSeq and is a predicted model, not a curated record.